AUGUCAACAACAUCAAAAAAUAAAGAAACUGGUCCGGCUCGUUUACAACUUUUGGUUGACAAAAUUACUAAAUCUGGUUCCAAUCAACCUGAUUGUUUACUCGUUGAAGAAACCAUAAAUAUAUGCUGCACGUCAAGUUCUACUGUCUCUGAUCUGUUUCGAUUUGCUACUGUUCAGUUACGCCGCAAUCAUGCUCAAAUCCGACUUGGCGUGUUGAGGCUACUUAGAUUGUUAUCUUCUCCUCAAGCGAUUGUUCGUCAGCUAACACUAAAUAUGAAUGAUGCAGUCAAAUUUAUUCCUUUAGCGAAAUGUCUUCGUAACUUAAUUUUGGAUAAUUUACAGGACACUUUUUCACAUAUGAUACGGUUAGAAUCUCAUUCUGCACCAAUCCUAUUACCUAAAGAAGCUGCUAAAGAACUGCGAAUCGAAGCAAUAGAAUUUCUGCUUGACUGGGAGUAUGAAUUAACACAAGGAAACUUCGAUGUUACUCCUUGGAGUCCUGAUCCAUCUCCACCUCUACCAUGGGUACCAUCACAGAGAGCCAAAGGUCAAUUGAAAGCAUUUUUAAAUUUUCUCAGUUUAGAUAGUCGACCAUUAGGCAACGGCAGUUGUGGAUAUUGUCCAACAAAACAGCUCAUACAAAACAUACGGGAACAACGUGAACGAAAAUCUCAAUCAUUCAAGAAUAAAUUAAUAAAAUCUCGUCGUCGUCUUAAUAAUUGCUUGAAGGAAAUCGAAGAAUACAGCGAAUCAGUGGAAGAAAAUUUAGUCUCUUUGUCAACUAUACUAGAUAUACUGGUUCCAAAUCCUAUUUCUGAGUCUAACGAAGGGGAUAAAAUGAAAACAAUCGCUAAUCAAUCGGAGACUGACUAUAAAUCUAUCGAGACUAUGAACUCGUUUGAUGCUUUACGUUUGCAUGGGUGUCUUCCUGGAAGUUCAAGUGGCUUCGGUUUGGGUUCUACACUUACUAUUGAAAUCCAGUUGCCUUGUAAUAGUCAAUUCAAUUCAUUCAGGGAUUCAUUUGAACCGAAAAUUUACAUUAAACGCUCGGCAGAAACAAAAGAAUUAGAAGAUUCAGCUAAAUCUUUCGCUCAUUUAGCAGCAGAAAAGCAUAAACCUAAACUUAUGAAUUGCUUACAAACUUUGGAAAGUAUGCACUCAAUGGAUUUUAAUGCAAAACUUUCUUCUAAACGGAAUGAAAAAAUCAAAAUUAUUAAACAGUGGAUUAGUCGAAUUGAAACGUUGACUUCUUUAUUCUAUGAUCGAAUAGAAUUCAUUGAUGAUGCACCUGUGCAUUGUGUAAAUAAUUCUGUCCAAUCAUCCAAUUUAUUAAUUCAGUCCGAUAGUACUCCUGUUUCUAGUGAUGAGAGUGAUUUUGAGGAGGUAGUCAGCACUACAUCUGAUCAUCAUAAUUCACCAUGUUAUCCAAGUUCGUCACAUGAGAAUUUAUGCGAAAAAAAUGAAUCGAUUAACUGCAGAAGUUUGUCCGUCGUUAAGGAUGAUACCAACCAACAAAUAGUUCAGUCAUCAAAUGAACAUCUGUCGAAAUCUCAAAAGCGGGAGGCCCUUGUAACCAGUUCGACAUUGAGUGACCUGCAUAACCUUAUUUCUUGUGAUGUCACAGCAACCUCCCUUACAUCAUCUUGCAAGGAUAACGAGUCUGUUCACCGUUUUUGGAAACCUAUUGAUGCAGAAGAAUAUGAUACACCAAAAGAGUAUCUUGAUUCAGCUAUUUCGUGGUUUUCAACGAAUGAUGCUCAAUGUCCUCCUCCAAGUGCUCAUUCUGAAUCUCCUCCAAAUUCAAUUGAAUGUAAACAAAAUGAGAUCAAACAGGUUGACUUCUCAGUGACCCCCCGAAGUCUAUUCUGUUGGGCUCCUUUGUUGUCUGGUUCGUUGUGCCAACGACGUGACUCCAGCGGCCGAUGUCCCAUACAUGGCAGAAUUGUUAAACGCGAUAAGAUAUCUGGAAGACCAAUCGAUAUUAAUGAUAGAAGACUUAUCCAAGCAGAAAUGGAAUCCAAGAGGUUGGCUAGACAAAAAAAAUUAGAUGAACAAAGAAAGAAAGAAAAUAGAAGACAUUACCCAGGUCUUACUAAUAUAUCAAAAAAGGCAACAGGUGUUCGCGGGCGCCUAAAGGCAAAUAUAAUGACCAAGAAAUCUAUUAAAGAAAUCCUUAGAAACAUUAAAUAA
Messenger RNA from Schistosoma turkestanicum, 2190 nucleotides. The record is from the annotation of a GenBank genome assembly. NCBI's taxonomy places the organism in Eukaryota, Metazoa, Platyhelminthes, Trematoda, Strigeidida, Schistosomatidae.